Molecule: messenger RNA, 420 nt
Organism: Schistocerca piceifrons (Central American locust)
Lineage: Eukaryota; Metazoa; Arthropoda; Insecta; Orthoptera; Acrididae
Product: pollen-specific leucine-rich repeat extensin-like protein 3
Exons: 1
Coding region: 1-420 (139 amino acids)
Source: RefSeq, a predicted model, not a curated record
AUGCCGCCCCCCCACAGCCGGCACGUCGCCCCCACAGCCGGCACGCCGCCCCCACAGCCGGCACGCCGCCCCCACAGCCGGCACGCCGCCCCCACAGCCGGCACGCCGCCCCCCACAGCCGACACGCCGCCCCCCACAGCCGACACGCCCCCGCCCCCCACAGCCGACACGCCCCCGCCCCCCCACAGCCGACACGCCCCCGCCCCCCACAGCCGACACGCCCCCGCCCCCACAGCCGACACGCCCCCGCCCCCACAGCCGACACGCCCCCGCCCCCACAGCCGACACGCACCCGCCCCCCACAGCCGACACGCACCCGCGCCCCCACAGCCGACACGCACCCGCGCCCCCACAGCCGACACGCACCCACCCCCCACAGUCAAGACCCUGACCCCCAAAGUAAAGACCCCCCCAAAGUAA